Molecule: messenger RNA, 1182 nt
Organism: Octopus sinensis (East Asian common octopus)
Lineage: Eukaryota; Metazoa; Mollusca; Cephalopoda; Octopoda; Octopodidae
Product: eukaryotic translation initiation factor 1A
Exons: 6
Coding region: 135-566 (143 amino acids)
Biological process (GO): translational initiation
Cellular component (GO): cytoplasm
Molecular function (GO): translation initiation factor activity; RNA binding
Source: RefSeq, a predicted model, not a curated record
ACAGUUACUGAAAGCCUACAAGUAAGAACCGGAACUUGAAAAAUUAGAAGGUCACUUCCUCUACAGAUAUUUCCCAUCAUUCCAUCUAUUUGACACCUUAUCUAUUUUAUUGAGUUAAAUUACGAAGCUUUAAUAUGCCAAAGAAUAAAGGUAAGGGAGGUAAAAACAGAAGGCGAGGUAAAAACGAAAGUGAGGAUGUGAAAAGAGAACUUGUUUUCAAAGAAGAUGGUCAAGAAUAUGCACAAGUUGCCAAAAUGCUUGGAAAUGGUCGAUUAGAAGCCAUUUGCUUUGAUGGAAACCGGCGUUUGUGUCACAUCAGAGGAAAAUUGAGAAAAAAAGUGUGGAUAAAUGCUGGAGAUAUUAUAUUAUUGGGUUUACGGGAAUAUCAAGAUGCAAAAGCAGAUGUUAUUCUUAAAUACACACCAGAUGAAGCUAGAAAUUUAAGAGCUUAUGGAGAGUUACCUGAUUCAGUUAAAAUUAAUGAGAAUGUUUGGGAAGAAGGUGAAGAUGACAACAUCACUUUCGAUGAUUUUGAUGGAGAUGAUGAGGAAAUAGAAGAAAUAUGAAGACCAUGUAGUAACAGCAGUUAGACCAAGUUAUCUGACUGUAAAGAUAUUAAAUAUUGGACUUUUUUAAGACAGCUGAAGUUGUUGAUUUUUUUUUUCUUUGAAUUUUCUUCUCCCUUUUUAUUGAGUAAAAGGGGGUUGGACUCAGGCAUGACAACCUACCAUGUAUCUAUUGUUGAUAUAUACAGUAAGAUUAAUAGCACCAUUGCAAUAUUUAUUGUUGCAUGUGUGUAAGCAUUACCACUAUUUUUUUUUUCAUGAUUUAUUUUCCUUCCCUUAUACCAUAUGCUGAGUUAUUUAUUCACAUUAUUUACAGUUUCCCCCCAUCCCCCCCAAUUUUUUUAUUUCAUGAAAUGAAUUUGAUUUAAAGGGUAAUGUAAUACAAUGAUGUUAUCUGAAGCCAAUGCCUAAUAAAAACAAUUUGAGAAAAUAAAGAGCUAUUUUUCACAGAUGUGUUUCCUAGGGAUUUCAACAGAUAGGUGAUUGAUUCUUUAAGCACUAUGACUUAUUUCCCUUUGAUAUCCCUUACGCCUGAAUGACAUAACAAGCUGUCUACCUUGUGCCUGGAGAAAAUUUAAAGACAUUUGCUAAUAAAUACCUCUCGGAUAAAUUCUCA